Molecule: messenger RNA, 615 nt
Organism: Microbotryum saponariae
Lineage: Eukaryota; Fungi; Basidiomycota; Microbotryomycetes; Microbotryales; Microbotryaceae
Source: the annotation of a GenBank genome assembly
AUGAACCCCCAUCGCUUCCUCGCAUUGAACCGUUCCCCUCUCCAAACCAGCCAAGUCAAAGUGCGUUCCUACCUGCUCUACCUCGACACUUCGCACAACACGCUCUACACUGUUCUGCUCAACAUCUACCAAUCCAUGGCCAUUGUCGCGAUCAAAUUCGAGGCCUACGUGCGGGAAUGGAAGCAAGCUCGCACGAGGACGAGGAAGGAUUUCUUCUUGGGUGCCGUGAGGGGUACGGUGGGGUAUGGGUGGAGUUUGAUUCGGUUCAGAUGUGGUGGGAAGAAGGCGAAGAAAGUUGGGGCCGAGUUUGGGGUGGGUAAGAAUGUGGUGCUUUGGUGAGUUGGCGAUCAAGUUCUGGUUGCUCGCCGAGCCCAACCCGUUUCGAGCACAGGACUGAUGUUGGGCUUGGAUAGGUUAUCGACCCGAGCCUUCAUCCACGUCCUCUCCUACCGGCUCAACGUCUGGUCCUGGGUCGUGAAUGAACUCGAAGCGGAUCUGAUCCUCCUCCCCCUAACGCACGAAGAACGUUCUCUCGUCCGUUCCGUCGCAAGGGACGAUGGGAACGUGUUCAUCGAAAAGACGUUGCAGAGGACGCGGAGGGCGUACUUGAGAUGA